CUGGUUCUGAGUAAACUGAAGUUUGAAACUAGGAUUAUUCAGAAUUAAAAAGCUGCUGCACAGUCUCAGUAAUAAAAACUCUCCUGCUCCGGAUUCACACAAUAGUAAAAGUUAGUAUGAGCACAACACAGCUCUGUUUACUCUGCAGCUCUGAGUAUAACACUGCUGUGAGCACUAUAGUAAGUCCUGCAUGAGAGAAGGUUUGUGUGUUAGAGCCAGUGAGAGACAGACUGGAGAGCUGAACUACUGAACAUCACUGCAGCUUAGAAAGUAGUUUUUCUCUCACUAUAGAUGUCACAUGUCCUCUGAGGGAAAAACACACUUUACAUGACUGUGAUUGUAGCUCACAGUGUUUUUGCCAUCAGCAUUAAGGCUUGGUGUCCUGUCCUGUCCUUUGCUCAGUUUGGAAUCAGCAGGAUAAUACAGAGAAAGGAGCAUGGUGAUGACUGAAUGAAGUCACACUGUAGGUUUUCCUUCUUCUACCUGGAACUUUGAUCUCAGCUGUUUGUGACUCUUUACCUCUGUCUCCUCUCACAGGAGAAGAUGAUCUGCUGGAUCCUGCAGCUCAUCAUCCUGACCUCCUGUGUCUGUGCAGGAGCAUUUGUAGUGACAGUGACACAGAGCUCCUAUCAGGCAGAGGAGAAGCACAACGUCACACUGGAAUGGAGGUUCACACCCAAACCUGACAGCUCCUCCAACUCCCUUUAUAUCUACUGUCAACUGAUCACUGGUCACAAAGUCUCAGUCCUGUAUCGCGUACACAAGGGUGUUGAGGUCCCAGAGUCUCAGGAUGAACAGUUUUCAGGACGAGUCCAGUGCAACAAAGAUGUCCUCAGAGACGGACAAAUCAGACUCCACGUGUCCAGUCUCAGGACUGAGGACUCGGGCCUGUACCUGUGUGUUGUGAGGACAGAUUAUGGUGGGAGCAAUGACAAAUGUCAACUCACUGUCAGCGCAGCUGCUGAUCCCCCCAAACCUCACAGACCAACUGUGAGCCCACAACCAGAGAGUCGGGGAAGGAUUGCUCUCUAUGCUGGACUGGGACUGGGACUGGUACUGGGACUGGCAGCAGCUCUACUGGUCAAAUUCUGCUUUGCCUCAAGAGCAGAGAGAGACAGAGAGAGACAGAGAGACAGAGCCUGUUGGUCCAUGAGGCUGCUUUUCCCUGCAGACCCAGUCAGACCUUUGACCUUUCAACUCUCUCACUGUCUUCAUGCACUGAGACAAACAGAGAGACAGACAGAGGGGGUGGGGUCACCUGAUUAGGGGAACUUUACCUGACUGAGG
This is a messenger RNA of Toxotes jaculatrix (banded archerfish), 1287 nucleotides long. RefSeq lists its product as uncharacterized. Gene Ontology annotation, cellular component: external side of plasma membrane. Gene Ontology annotation, biological process: negative regulation of T cell proliferation; immune response; cell surface receptor signaling pathway. The transcript has 5 exons. NCBI's taxonomy places the organism in Eukaryota, Metazoa, Chordata, Actinopteri, Toxotidae. The coding region runs from base 544 to 1266 and encodes 240 amino acids. The record is from RefSeq and is a predicted model, not a curated record.